This is a messenger RNA of Schizosaccharomyces cryophilus OY26, 2775 nucleotides long. Its product is annotated as Rad16 Rhp16. Lineage: Eukaryota; Fungi; Ascomycota; Schizosaccharomycetes; Schizosaccharomycetales; Schizosaccharomycetaceae. Gene Ontology annotation, molecular function: metal ion binding; ATP-dependent chromatin remodeler activity; ATP binding. The transcript has 2 exons. Bases 1 to 2775 code for a protein of 924 amino acids. The record is from RefSeq and is a predicted model, not a curated record.
AUGGACGUUCUGACUGAAAAACCGGAUAUAUCAAGGGAAAUUGUUGAUGAAAAUGGUUUAAGGAAACCAAUUGGUAAAAAGGAAGACGAACAUAGCAAUGAAGACAUAAACCUGGUUGAUUCAUCGUCGCCCAUUGCUGAUAUAAUUGCCGCAAGUGAUACAGAGGAUGAAAGUCUAAUUAAUUCACUGAAUGCCGGUAGAAAGAAUAUUUCUUUUGACGAACAGUCUCCUCUUUUUAAAGUUAGUGAUACCAAGGAGCCUGAUACCAGACAAUUGGAUACUGAGGAUCAGAGCGGAUCGUGCAAUGAGAACAUGAUAAAUGAUGAUUUCUUACUGUCAAAUAAUAAAACCUUUAUAGAAACGAAAGAGAAUAUACCCAAAGUUGAUACAAAGAAGAAAGGUUUGCAACGUUUGGAGGGUCAAGAGAGGAAAAGGAAACUUGAAUUAGAUCCAACUAAUGUUAAAAUGAAUGAGGGACGUGUAUUAAGGUCAAGAAAAUAUCAAUCUAGUCUGUCUUCAUCUGUGGAGACCUUCUCGUCUGGCCCUUCAGAUGAACCUCGAGGAUCUCAAGAAUCUGAUGGUUCUGAAUACGCUGAUGAAAGUGAUGAGGUUGCUAGUGUAAUUGAACUAAACGAAAGUGAUAAUGAGGAUAAUGUUCCUGUGAAUACUUCCUUAAAUUCUGUGAAAGAAGAUGACUCUUCUACUGAAACGGAUGAGGACAUAAUUCCUCUCGCUCAGGCCAAGCGGAAAGGAAAAGGAAAAGGACGACCCAUGUCUCAAGUAUCUUCGUCUCCUUCUAGAACUCCUUCAACUCGAAUACCACCGUACGAAAGGACCCAUCACCGAUUAGUUAGAAAUCACCCUGAGCUGGACAAUGUAUGGGAAGCUCUCGAGCGGGAAGCUCCAACGCAGGUACAGCAGAUAGAACAACCAAAGGAGUUAGUAUUAAAUCUUUUACCAUUCCAGCGAGAAGGUGUAUAUUGGCUCCGUCAUCAGGAAGAAUCUUCCUUUGGAGGAGGAAUUUUGGCAGAUGAAAUGGGUAUGGGUAAAACCAUCCAAACAAUUGGUCUUUUACUUUCUACACCUCGAGGGGAACCGACGUUGGUUGUAGCUCCCGUAGUUGCUAUAAUGCAAUGGAAGGAGGAAAUUGAUGUUCAUACUAAUAAAGCAUUAAGCACAUAUCUGUAUUAUGGCCAAUCCAGGAACAUUUCUAUGGAGAAUUUGUCAAAAUUUGAUGUAGUUUUGACAAGUUACAACGUGAUUGAAUCGGCUUAUCGAAAAGAACGUUCAGGAUUUCGCCGUAAAGAGGGGCUUGUCAAGGAGAAAUCCUUGUUACAUAAUUUAGAAUUUUACAGAAUCAUUUUAGACGAAGCACAUGGUAUAAAAUCCAGGACUUGUAAUACGGCAAGAGCUGUUUGCACUCUUAAAACGAAGAGGCGGAUUUGCCUUUCGGGUACACCUUUGCAAAACAGAAUUGGCGAGUUAUUCUCCCUACUUCGAUUUCUACGCGCUGAUCCAUUUGCUUUUUAUUACUGUUUGCAAUGCGAUUGCAAGUCUCUUCAGUGGCAGUUUUCAGAUAGAAGUAAUUGUGAUCAUUGUGGUCAUAAACCGAUGAGUCACACUUGCUAUUUUAACGCGGAGAUGUUGAAGCCGAUACAGAAGUUUGGAAGCGAAGGACCUGGAAGAGCUGGCUUUGCAAAAGUUCAUCGACUUUUGAACAACAUUAUGCUUCGACGAACAAAAUUAGAGAGGGCCGAUGAUUUGGGACUUCCUCCUCGUGUCGUAGAAGUGCGACGAGAUUUAUUUAAUGAAGAAGAAGAAGAUGUUUAUCAGUCACUUUACAUGGACUCCAAAAGGAAGUUUAACACUUAUCUUGCACAAGGUGUCGUCUUAAAUAACUAUGCAAACAUUUUCCAAUUGAUUACUAGAAUGCGUCAAAUGGCAGAUCAUCCUGAUCUUGUCUUGGCGGGUAAGACGAAAACUGUGGACAUCGACACCCAAGAAAAUAUAGUUUGUAGAAUAUGUGAUGAAGUUGCACAAGAUGCCAUCGAGUCUAGAUGUCAUCAUACAUUUUGUCGGCUAUGUAUUUCUGAAUUUUUAAACGCUGCUGGUGAAUCAGAAGAUGUUACAUGUCCUGCGUGUUUUGUUCCGCUAAGCAUAGACCUCAGUGCACCUCCCAUGGAAGAAUUUUCAGAAGAGAAAUUUAAGAAUGCGUCAAUUCUUAAUCGUAUUGACAUGAGUAAUUGGCGUUCUUCUACCAAAAUCGAAGCCUUAGUUGAAGAAUUAUAUCUUUUGAGAAGAAAAGAUAGGACCAUAAAAUCAAUUGUAUUUUCUCAGUUUACUUCAAUGCUUGAUCUGAUUCAUUGGCGACUUAGAAAAGCUGGGUUUAACUGCGUUAAGUUGGAUGGUGGUAUGACUCCAAAAGCAAGAGCAGCAACAAUUGAGGCCUUUAGUAAAGAUAUAAACAUCACCAUUUUCCUUGUUUCUCUAAAAGCUGGUGGCGUUGCCUUGAACCUUACUGAAGCUUCUCAGGUGUUUAUGAUGGACCCAUGGUGGAAUGGAGCUGUGCAAUGGCAAGCCAUGGAUCGAAUUCAUCGAAUUGGGCAAAAGCGACCAAUUCGUGUUACUACUCUCUGCAUCGAGAAUUCCAUUGAGAGUAAAAUUAUAGAACUUCAAGAGAAGAAAGCACAGAUGAUCCAUGCUACAAUAGAUCAAGAUGAAAAGGCUCUCAACCAACUCUCGGUAGAUGACAUGCAAUUUUUGUUUUCCAACUAA